Molecule: messenger RNA, 2927 nt
Organism: Sphaeramia orbicularis (orbiculate cardinalfish)
Lineage: Eukaryota; Metazoa; Chordata; Actinopteri; Kurtiformes; Apogonidae
Gene: tnfrsf9a
Product: tumor necrosis factor receptor superfamily, member 9a
Exons: 7
Coding region: 233-1090 (285 amino acids)
Biological process (GO): regulation of cell population proliferation
Molecular function (GO): signaling receptor activity; protein binding
Source: RefSeq, a predicted model, not a curated record
UGGCUGCUGAUGUGAGCAAAGACCACAGAGCAGAGGGCGUGCUUCAUCACACAGCUGUAGCACUUUUGGUUAAUGAGACUGUGGAGCACUUGGGCUUUCAGACUGAAGCUGUAGCUGACAAAAAAACAAAUCAGAAAAGUGAUCCCUUCACUUUUUGAAAUAUCUUGGAUUUUCUGCAUUUGGAUUAUCUUUCUAUUCUGCUCAUCCACACACUUGAAGAUCUGUUUUCAGGAUGACCAUAAUCCUGUGGACCAUGGGUCUCUUUCUACUUGUGCAGAGCUGCUUCUGCAGCAUUGGAGAGACCAAUAUAGGCUGCAUCAAGUGGAAACAGAGUGGGAAAGAUGUUUGCUGUGAAGCCUGUCAUCCAGGGAACCGUCUUGUCAAACACUGUGGUCCAAGUCCAAAGGACCUUUGCACUCCUUGUCAACCUGGGACUUAUACAACUGACCCUAAACUCCGCAGGUGUUAUCCGUGUACUCAGUGUGUAGGACCUCAAUUCACGGUAAAACCCUGCACAACAUCCACUGAUACUAAGUGUGGCUGUAAAGACGGACUGAUAUGUGGUGAUGAACAGUGUAGUUUCUGUACUGAGAAGUGUGGCAAAGGCCAGGAACCAACAGAAAACCGUUCUUGCAGACCAUGUCCUCACGGUACCUUCAAUGACCAAAGUCACCAGAAAUGUAAACCUUGGAGUGCCACGUGUCCCCAUCCAGACCAGUUUAUUGAGGCCAAAGGAGAUGCAUUCAGUGACAUCAAGUGCAACAACGUUACAGUUAUGCCAUUGGUUCCAGUGGUUCCAGACAAAAAUCGUGAAGAGGUGUGGCCAUGGGCCUUUUGCAUGGGCCUCUUUUGUGCACUUCUGAUAGCCUUCAGCAUCAUCAUCUUCACCACCAGCAUGGCCCGAAAAGUCCUCAAGAAACGAAAGAGCAUGAAGAAGAAAACCAAAAAGACACCAAUAAUCCGAACUCCUACAGAUGAACCCAGGACCCUGAUAGCAGUUGAGUGCAGUUUUCAUGAGGCCCAGCAAGAGCAGGGGAGCAGCACAGAGACGCUGGCAUCCAAGGACUCCUCAGAUCAGCUUAUUCCAUGAAAGAAAAGGAACCAAGUGUACCGUGACACUCAAGUACCUGUUGAAAUAUUUUGAAACUCGGGGGAGAGAAACAAGAUAUCCCGAGUAGGAUCAGGUCAGUUUUUUGACACUUAUCCAGGUUUGGAGGAUGUCCUCAGAGGAUGUCCUGAGCCAAAACCCAUGGCUCUGAAAGGAAAAAAAACAGGACGCUGUAUUCAACAAACUUUUUUUUUUUUUUUUUUAAAUCCACUCUUCUUUCAUUUACAAAAAAAAUAAACAAAUACUUUGGGUUGGGUUAGAUGUAGCUUUGAAUAUUUCUCUGUAAUUACCACUCAGCACAAUGAUAAUGAGACUUUUUAAUAUUGCAAUAAAGUCAUGAGGAAAGGAAGGGGAAUUCUAACAGGGAAAAAACAUUUGUAUUAUCUAUUUACAGCAGAUAAUUGUGGCCAUGGUUUUCCUUUUCAGUUCAGUAUUUACAUUUACAUUGAGUUUAGAACCUAACUUUCCAAACACAUCACUGGAAACCUUUAGAAUUUAUUUGAGCUUUGAAACCAAAAGCCUUCAUUUGAGCUCAAUCUUAACUCCAAGUACUGUGUGUAAUAGAAUUGUAGCAUUUAAUGUGAAUGAGUGUGGCUGCUGUUGUUUGGUAAUCGCCUGGGUGUUGCUCUGUAUGAAUGUACAGUUCAGUGGGUGUAAGACAGCAGAGAGGUUUCAGUCACGCCUAAUGAACCUCAUACCUCCAAAAAUAGACUGGGUUUUAUUGAAAUGCUGAUGCUGAGUCUAGAAACCUACUUUUACUGCUUAAUUUUGUAACUGUCAGUAGCCAAAAAUGACUGUACUGUGCUGAUAUAAUCACAGUUCUAGAACAUGACACUUAAUCUAUUAAGGAAAAGACUUGGCUUCCUGCUCCAGUGGAUGGGAACUCCAUUGUGGGAUCAAUUAUGAUGGUGACAUAAGAUAAAAAAGUACUACCAUGUGCAAAACAGCAUUGGCACCUCCUCUUUACCCCACAUUGUUUUGCCAGGAAUUACAUGGACUUUCCUGACUGUUUCACAGCCAAAAAGGUCAAUGAAGGGUUUUCCCCACAUGUAAAUAUGUGUUUACUACAUCUUAAGACAAAUCACCACAAGUUCUGCUUAACCUACACUUUCGUCUUCUAUUGAGGAUGUUUAAACCGAAUACUGCUGCAGGUUGAUACGUGCCUCUUUGGGGUUCCACACAAUCCAGUGUUUAACAAAUUUAUCAUGUUACUAGUCAUGCUGAUUCUUGACAUUCCUAUGAAAUGUCUCAUAGGUCAUGAGAUGUUUUGUCAGGAAAACAUAUGACUCACUUUAGGGAAAUGCAUAGGAGACAAUAAAAAUGCCAAUAAAGGUUCAAGUCUGAUUAGAAAAUAUCCCCUUCCUGAAUAUUACUAGUUAAAAACUGAAAAAAUGUACUCGUGUGGGCAGCUAGAUCAGACAUAGCGGAAUUUUACUUACUGUAUUUCUUUUACUGUAUUGUAACAAGUGUAUUAUCUACUGAAAUGGAACAUUUGUCACCACAGACUGUGUGGGUUAAAUGUGAGAACGUUAACCCACAACUAUAGUAAUGUAUCACUGACUAAGUAUGUGUCACACCUGCUGAGACUGUUUCGGGUGAAAGGUAGCAGGCGCCGCCUUCAGUUACAUCAAUUAAGAGUUACUUCUAAUCUGGACUGCAGCACUUUAUUUUACCUCCAAACUAUAAGGACGUUAUGUGAUAUACUUGUAUUUUUGUAUAAUGUGAUGGAUUUAUAUUUUUUCAGUACAUGUAUCCAUUGUUUUACACUGUAUUUUUCAUUUAAUAAAUUCUUUCUGUAUUCAUUCAAAGUACUGUACAC